Molecule: messenger RNA, 597 nt
Organism: Sparassis crispa
Lineage: Eukaryota; Fungi; Basidiomycota; Agaricomycetes; Polyporales; Sparassidaceae
Exons: 2
Coding region: 1-597 (198 amino acids)
Source: RefSeq, a predicted model, not a curated record
AUGCCUCACCCUGGAGGUGAGGACAUCUCUCCUCUAUCCAAAUGCCGCCCCCAAGUCGCGAACUCGGGCUGCAAGAAUACGAGCCUGUACCUGGCGGGGACGCCGCAGUGCAAAACAAACCUGGUACCGGCGGUGGACGACUAUGGUGGCUUGGCGAAAGUCGUCCCAGAUACUCAGGACCUGCCGGAGUUACAAUCCGACGAUAUCUCUCCAUCCAAGCCCCCCCUUCACGAUGGCAUAAUCGGCCGCCAUUCUAUCCUGCACACUAGCUCGAUCAUGGUCUUACUGCUUCUCCUUGGUCUCGCUUCGGCCCUGGGACACCACGCCUUUAAUGCGCACCUUGUCGGGCAUGCAGUUGACUCCGAUCUCAGCUUCGGAGGCUGGUUCAAUGUCCCAUCCCAGACUCUCGUCUUCCGUGUCGCGACCGCGUUCGUCUUUCUUACGAAGACUUUCUUUACGUCCGCUGUGUCUAUGGCGUUCACGCAGCGAUUGUGGGUUACUGUGAGCCGGAAAUACCUGCGAUUGAGCGGGCUUGAUGCGCUUUGGGCGGUCCUCAAGUAUGUAGUAAUUGGUUUUUGUGAUUUCAGUGUAAAUUGA